Drosophila ananassae is the source of this 801-nucleotide messenger RNA. RefSeq names its product dynein regulatory complex protein 8. NCBI's taxonomy places the organism in Eukaryota, Metazoa, Arthropoda, Insecta, Diptera, Drosophilidae. The transcript is spliced from 4 exons. Bases 153 to 725 code for a protein of 190 amino acids. The record is from RefSeq and is a predicted model, not a curated record.
GUCACUUGGCUUUUAAUUCAAAAUCAGAGAAGUAUUCAGUAUCGACAAUUUCAGUACAUGAAAUAUUCAAAAAAAUUUUAAGUGGCUGAAAAUUUUCCGUGGAGAUUAUUUAACAACGAAAAUUGCAUAAGUGUUAAAUAAAAUUAAGUGCAAUGGAGGUUGGCGUUUCCCUAAAUAACGACCUGGAGGUCCUAAUUUCGGAAGCGUUUUGCAUUUUUGAUACGCAUGGUGAUAAGUACAUAGAUACCCGAAAUGUGGGCAACGUCCUCCGAUUCUUGGGCUGUGUGCCCACUGAAAAGGAGGUUCAAGCUGUGAUCAAGGCCACAGAGUCGCAAGACUACCCGGGCGAGACUCAUUUAACCAAGUUCAUGGGUCACGUCUCCCUCCUCCUAAUGGACAAACAAAUGCAACCGGCGCCGGCUGUAAAGAUUCUCGAGGCCUUUCAGACCCUAGAUCCAGAGAAUAAAAAAUAUCUGACCAAGGAGUAUUUUGGAAAGUUGAUGUCGGAGGAAGGGGAACCUUUUACUGACGAAGAAUUGGAAGCAAUGUGGCCCGUGGCCAUUGAUCCAAUCACUGGAAAUGUUCCCUUUACCUUUUACAUCAACCAACUAAAGCACAAGUCAGAAAUCUAUGAUAUUGCCGAAGUGGUUAAGGAGGAAUUGGCAGAAAAAGCCGAAAAGGAAAAGGGCAAGAAGCCGGCUCCAAUCAUCUUUGCACCUGUAUGAUAGACCCAAAAAGAAUAUUUCAUUAUCAAAAUUAUGGGCAUACAAUAAAGUGCUAUGUUAUUUUUCAGAAUCUAAA